This is a messenger RNA of Brassica rapa (field mustard), 1947 nucleotides long. RefSeq lists its product as uncharacterized. The record is from RefSeq and is a predicted model, not a curated record. Gene Ontology annotation, biological process: nucleobase-containing compound metabolic process. NCBI's taxonomy places the organism in Eukaryota, Viridiplantae, Streptophyta, Magnoliopsida, Brassicales, Brassicaceae. Gene Ontology annotation, cellular component: cytoplasm; nucleus. Gene Ontology annotation, molecular function: 3'-5' exonuclease activity; nucleic acid binding.
CAAACCUACUCAUCGUUAUAUAGUUUUAAUAUUUACCUCUUUUUAGACUACUAAUAUUUACCUAUUUUGGAAUGGAUUUAACAGCUAGUCAAAUCAUAUUCCUUCUGUCAGAUUAUCAAGAAUUUUUAAAUUUGGAAUUCGUCAAAUUAUUUUCUGGAGAGAAUAAAUUUUAAUUUAAUUCAGGAAUUGCCGCUAAUGAUAUAAUAAAACAAAGAAAAGAAAAUCAGUAAUUAAUAAAAUAAAGAAAAGAAUAUCAGUAAUUAUUUUGAGGUUGGUGUAAAUGACGUGAGGAUAAGAUAGGCUAAACCUAGCCUACAUGUAUCUCAGCCGUUCAAAUUUAUCUGACAUCAAUUUUACGAAGAUCAACGGUGGUAAUUUUCUCUUGAAUACGACAGUAGUGGAUAUUUACCAAAUGAAUUACCCUCCAACUGUUUUUGCCCAAAAAAAAAAAAAAAGAAUUACCCUCCAACUGUUAAAAUAAGAAAAGAAAAUAAAAUAGGAAAUAAUUAACUUUUCUAUGAUAAAAUACUUUCCUUUAUCAUCAAAAUAUUGUAUACAAUUUUAGCAAAAAAAAAAAAAAAAUUGUAUACAAGCCAUAAAGCGGCAUUUUUUCUUCUCGUUCAAAUUUCAAAUUAGAGAAAAAGAAAUCAAAUGUCUAGAACGAUCAGACCUUCGCGAAGGUUCUAUAAUCAUACUAACGCUUUAGCUAUUUAUAUGGAUGCAACAAAUCACAAAACAAGCCCUAAAGCGUUAUUAUUUGUUUCUCUCCUUCAAAUUUUCAAAUCAGAGAAAAACAAAGGUUCAUAUGGCUCCAACAAUCAAAACCAUGGGGGAGUACAAGUCUCACCAAGUCUACUUCAUCGACUUCUUUGGACAGAACCUGGACGUCACUCAAACCGAGACUCCCUCCAUCAUCAGGCGCUGGAUCCGAGACAUCCUCUACCGUCACCGUCGUUCGCGUUGUUCUCACCCUCUCGUCGUUGGAGUCGGCGUCCAGUGGACACCGUCAUGGUACUUCUCACCACCAGCGUACGACCGUGCAGCGGACACUCUCCAGUUAUGCGUGGGAACAUCAGUUCUCAUCGUCCAGCUCUCUUACUGUCAGCGCGUCCCCAACAUCCUUCGACGUUUCCUCACGAAUCCCGACACGACUUUUGUCGGUUUCUGGAACAGCCAAGACGUUAGAAAGCUGGAAAUAACGAGACACCGGUUGGAGAUUGGAGAGCUUCUUGAUGUAAGGAAGUACCUUGCAGAUCAACAAGGUAGGAGUCUGAGGGGUCGUUCGUUUGAGGGGAUUGUUGAGGAAUGUAUGGGGCUUGAAGGAGUGAAGCUAGAUCGGAAGAUAAGCAAGAGUGAUUGGAGUGUUGACUACCUCAGUAAAGAGCAGUUAGUUCAGGUGUCGGUGGAUGCUUAUGUUUCCUUCAAGCUCGGUGUUGAUGCUCGUCUAUGGGAAGUUUAAAGACAUGUAUCAAGAAGAAUAAUAUGUCGUCCUGAAUCUUUAGUCUUUACUCUUUUGUUAGAUUGUUGAAAAAGAAAAAUGUUAUCACUCGUUAAUUUCUUCCAUGAGUAAUAACUAAUAAGAUUAUAAAUAUUAUGAAUAUAUAACUGAAUGUCCUUUAUAUCUCAUUAUUGCAGCGUUUUACACAAGAUGAUUUAAGAAGAUAUUAUAUUAGUACAUGAGAGCAUCUGCCUUUGUGUGAUUUUAGUGAUUGAAACUAAACAUUUGGUGAGAAUUUUUUAGUUUUUGAAAUAUUCACUAAUACAAUUUUAAUAAGAGUCAUUCUUGGAUUCACCCCCUAGGGUGAACCUCUAGGUUCACCAACCAAUAGAAUUUCAUUAUUUCAAAUUCGAUAUCUUUUAAAAAAGGAAACAAAAUAUUCUCAAAUUAUAUUAUGUUUUUAAAAUAAAAAAGUAAAAAAAAUAAUAGUUACAGAAAAAAGAAUUAAA